Messenger RNA from Carica papaya (papaya), 2266 nucleotides. RefSeq names its product MIRO-related GTP-ase 2 (gene MIRO2). NCBI's taxonomy places the organism in Eukaryota, Viridiplantae, Streptophyta, Magnoliopsida, Brassicales, Caricaceae. Gene Ontology annotation, molecular function: GTP binding; calcium ion binding; GTPase activity. The record is from RefSeq and is a predicted model, not a curated record. Gene Ontology annotation, cellular component: mitochondrial outer membrane. Gene Ontology annotation, biological process: mitochondrion organization.
AAAGAAGCCUGAACCUCUUGCGGUUUCUCUAAUCAACGGAAAACCAAUAUCUCUGUCCGUCUCCGUUCACGGUUUCAAUGCCAGGUGGUUUGAACGGAAAAAAGUCUGCCUAUGGCGGCCGUACCAGCGUGAGAGUCGUGGUCGUCGGUGACAAAGGAACCGGAAAAUCUAGCUUGAUUGCAGCGACCGCCUCUGAGACCUUUCCCGAUAAUGUUCCGCGCCUCCUUCCUCCUACUCAUCUCCCCGACUAUUUCUACCCGGAUCUCGUUCCCGUCACGGUCAUCGAUACUUCUUCCAGCAUGGAAAAUAGAGGAAAGCUCAUUGAGGAGCUCAGGCGAGCUGAUGCUGUGGUCCUGACAUAUGCCUGUGACCAGCCUAUAACACUUACUCGUCUGACUUCCUAUUGGCUUCCUGAGCUCCGUCGGUUAGAGGUAAAGGUGCCAGUGAUCGUGGUUGGAUGCAAGCUAGAUUUGAGAGACGAGCGCCACCCGGUUAGCCUGGAGCAGGUCAUGGCACCAGUUAUGCAGGAAUUCAGGGAGACUGAGACUUGUAUAGAAUGUUCUGCAGCUACCCUAAUUCAGGUCCCCGAUGUUUUCUUUUAUGCUCAAAGAGCGGUACUUCAUCCAACAGCUCCAUUGUUUGAUCAAGAAAAACAAUGCCUGAAGCCCCGAUGUCGCAGGGCACUGCAAAGGAUAUUUACCCUUUGUGAUCAUGACAUGGACGGUGCUCUCAAUGAUGCAGAGUUGAAUGAAUUUCAGGUUAAAUGUUUUCAUACUCAUUUGCAACCUGCUGAAAUUGUGGGUGUUAAGAGGGUUGUACAAGAAAGGGAACAAAAUGGAGUCAAUGACUUUGGUCUUACCCUUGCAGGAUUCCUUGUUCUUCAUACUCUUUUCAUAGAAAAAGGGCGUCCUGAAACAGCUUGGGCUGUCCUAAGAGAAUUUGGAUACAAUGAUGAUUUAGAACUCAGACAUGAUUUCCUUCCCAUUCCAACAAAGCGUGCUCCAGAUCAGACUGUGGAGCUGACAAAUGUGGCUAUAGAAUAUCUUCGUGGGGUCUUCCGAUUGUAUGACAUUGAUAAUGAUGGAUCCCUACGACCUUCCGAGCUUGAUGACCUAUUUCAAACUGCUCCUGAAAGUCCUUGGGGCAAUGAUCCUUACAAGGAUGCUGUGGAAAGAACACCAGUGGGAAAUUUUGGUUUUAAAGGGUUUCUAUCUGAGUGGGCUUUAAUGACUGCAAUAGAUCCUGCACAUAGUUUAGCAAAUUUGAUAUAUAUUGGAUAUGGGCGGGAUCCAUCUUCAGCACUCUCUGUUACUAGGAGGAGAUCAGUAGACCGCAAGAAGCAAAGAACAGAAAGAAAUGUUUUCCAAUGCUUUGUUUUUGGUCCUAAAAAAUCUGGAAAAUCUGCCCUUCUGGAUUCAUUUCUAGGAAGGAAAUUCUCAGAUGAUUACAUCCCAACAACUGAGGAGCGGUAUGCAGCAAAUGUCGUUGAGCAACUUGGGGGUGUUAAAAAGACCCUUAUUUUGCGAGAAAUACCAGAAGAGAUAGUUAAAAAGCUUUUAUCAAAUAAGGAAUCUUUGGCAGCUUGUAAUGUGGCUGUAUUUGUUUAUGACAGUUCAGAUGAAUAUUCAUGGAAAAGGGCAAGAGAAUUGUUAAUGGAGGUAGCAAGGAGAGGAGAAGAAACUGGUUAUGGGAUGCCUUGUCUCCUUGUUGCAGCCAAAGAUGAUCUGGAUCCAUAUCCUAUGGCAGUACAAGAUUCAGAUAGAGUUUGUCAGCAGUUGGGAAUGGAGAUCCCUAUUUCCUUAAGCAUGAAGUUCAGGGAUCCAAACAAUGUAUUCUGUAGAAUUAUAAGCACAGCUGAACGGCCUCAUUUGAGCAUUCCUGAGACCGAGGCUGGAAGGAAUAGAAAGUACUACCGUCAGCUUGUCAGUAGCUCGCUUAUUUUUGUUUCAGGUUUGAUUGCAGUUGCUGCAGCAGUUGGUGUUACCGGAUUGGCAGCAUAUCGUACUUAUACUGCUAAGAAGAAUGCCUAAACUGCUACUACUUGAUGCAUCUGCUUCUAAAUGAUUAUCUUUCUCAAAGUUAAUAUGAUUUGAAGCCCUUCACUCUUCAGGGCAUGCUAAAAUAAUGCAGGCUGUACAUAAUGCAACUUGCCUUAUGCGCAAGAGAAUCGCAAUCCUCCCUUGUUUGAUUCUUCUUCUUUUCUCUUUAAAAUUAUGUAAAUUAUGUCUGAGUUGUAUAAUUCUUCUUUGAAAAUUUUAAAAUGUUA